GUGUACACAGCUGCAUGUCGGUAUAGCGCGGUGUUCAGCAAGACUCGUGAGUUGAUUGUAUAGCAUUAUUUAUUAAAACGACAGGCAUGGAUUUGUGCUUUUCAAUGAAGUUAUUAUACGCAAGAACAGUUUAGUUUUGGAUGUUGCCAAAAUAAUUAUUAGUGUCGACGGUAGAUUGUGUGUGAUAUUCAAUGCUUGUUGUAUGUUAAAAGAAAAGUGUUGUUUGAAUAGCACUUGUGAAUUUUGUCACAUAAAGUGCUAGCGGGGAUCAAGUAACGUUUAAAGGAGCUCUCUGUCCUGUUCGCACAUUAGGACCGGACCUCACUUCGCCGCCAACUGCUGGACACGGACUGCGUAGGACCAGACAAUUGUUAGGCGACAUGUCCAGAAAUCCCUUCCUGCCGUGUUUCAUGCUGCUCUGUACGCAGGUUGUGUGCGGUCUGUCGGACACCAGUGCCGUGACCCGCCAUGCCCUGGCAACGGGCUGGGUCACGUGGUCGCCAUGGGACCCGUGUCCAGGUCGCUGCGGCCCGGCUGUGACGUCACGGACACGCGCUUGCCGCUCAGGAGAGUCUGACAGAAGCUGCGAUGGCAAUUCAAAGGAAGUGAAACUCUGCAAACAAACGGCCUGUGCCGCCGAGGAGGCGGGCCCGUGCCAGGAGCUGGAGGCGAGGGUGUUUGGAGGCAAGCGCUACCGCUGGCUACCAUACUCACACCCACGCAAUGUCUGCGAGUCGGCGUGCCGGCCAAUGGGGGCGGGCUUCUAUCUUGGCCUCGGUACGUCCCUGCCAGACGGCUCACCGUGUCAGGACGACAGUAACGUGUGUCUCGAGGGCAAGUGUCAGGCGGUCGGCUGCGAUGACGUGGUUGGGUCACGUGCUGUCUAUGACGUGUGUGGCGUGUGCGCGGGGGACAACACGUCCUGCUCCACAGCCAAAUACGAGUUUACUGACCACGUCAAGUUUGGCUACCAUACAUUCGCCACUAUUCCACGAGGGUCCAAAAACAUUCAGGUUAAGGAGGUGACAGGAUCAUCCAGAAACUAUCUCGCUAUCCGUGCGGCAGACGGCUCUCUCAGCAUCAACACCGACUUCCGCUUGACUCGGUUCGGCUCAGUGGACGGAGCGGGCACGACGUUCUUAUACAGCCGACAGGCCGACCCAGAGUGUCCCGACGAAUGCAUCACCGCAACCGGUCCUACAACAGUGGAUAUCGACUUGAUGGUUCUGGCGUACAGCGACAAUACUGGUAUCCGUUACUCGUACAGUGUCCCGAGCCAGGGGCUGCCUGCAAAAGGAGAGAACACCGCUCCCAUGGUCUUCAUAGAUGGAGGUCCAGUAUCAGAGCAGCACGAUAAGCACAUGUACACCAGACCUAUCUUCUCGCAGGACUUCAAAUUCAAACCUUCAGCCAGCCAAGUAGCGAAUGCGUACACUAGACCGGCGGAAACCGAUGGCGAGGGGCGUGUUUCCCCAGAGGACGAAGGGGAGCAGGCCCGCGUACUCGUGGUCAGCCCGCCGCAGCGAAUGGCCGACGUCCUGAACAAGACAGACGCCCUGCAAUCUUCCCGUGCAGUCGUGGUUUCCAUAGGAGAGGAUGGGGAGACGGACGCCGAGGCGGAGAGCCCUGUGUACGGUGGCGGUGGUGACGGAGUCGCGGUUGGGGACAUGUACCGCAGCGAAAAUAGCCUGCUGUCCCCGUACUCAUGGCAGAUAUCAGAGCACACUGAAUGCAGCCAGACCUGCGGACAAGGGAAACAGACUGCCGUGCUGAAGUGCAUGGUUACCGAGAAGGGGGUUGCAGUGGAAGACGCCUACUGCGCUGACCAGGAGCGUCCCAACGUACCCACCCAGGCAUGUAACUAUGGACCUUGUCCGCCCAGCUGGAAACGCUUAGAUUGGAGUACGUGCAGCGUCACGUGCGGCAUGGGAACGCAGGUACUGAAGUACGUCUGUAUGACAACGGACGGUCAGGAGGUUGCCAGCUCGCUGUGUGGGACCUCUCAGCCCGGACAGGAGGCGCGCACGUGCGAUGCAGGUUCCUGUUCCGCGGGCUGGUACUUUACGGAGUGGACGGACAGGUGUUCUGCAAAAUGUGGCGAAGGAACGCUAACACGUGGGGUAAAGUGCGUAAGUCCAGCUGGUGGCGGGCGACAGGCCUGUCCGGAAGGAGAAAAGCCGGAGAACGAGAAGGCCUGUAAAGGAAGCCAGUGCGGCGGCAUCUGGCUCACGGGGCCAUGGUCACAUUGCAACGCCAGCUGCGGACUUGCCGUGCAGACUCGAGAAGUCGUCUGCGCGUUCCAACAGGAUGGCCAGAUCCGGAUCGUGGCUGAGAGCGCAUGCGUGGGCGAGGAGAGGCCGCCGACCAGCAUGGGAUGUGACCAGCCGCAGUGUGAGCCACAGUGGUUCAUGGGCGCAUGGGGGCAGUGUUCGAUGACGUGCGGUUCUGGUUACCGGUCCCGUGAUGUGCGCUGUAUGGAUGUGGACGGGCGUGCCCGGACCACGUGUCCAGUCAGCAGCAGACCGCUAGACAGACAGCCGUGCAAGACGAGACUGUGUACAGACAAAGCGGAGUACACAAGCGUCAGACGAGACUCGAACCCAACGCCAAACCCAAUCAGCCACCCCGGGGAGCCCGAGUGUGUGGACAGCUUCGUGCAGUGCCGCCAGGUGCUCCACAACCGGCUGUGCCAGUACAAGUACUACCAGAAAAUCUGCUGCUCCUCGUGCAGGCGCAGUCAGGCCACGUGAGCAAUCGAGCCGCGCCUGCCGCACACGCGUGAUGAUGGGUUGGGUGGGGAGUAGUAUCCUCCAUGAAGCAAAUACUCUGUAACAUACACUAUAGGAUAUGAAAGCUGUGGAUUGUACAGUGGUUGUGCAACAACAAUGCACCACCCAAUCUGGGAUUUUGCUAAUGUAAGGUUCACCAAUGUCGUAUUCCUCCAAAUACAAAAUUAUUAUAUAUGAACAAACACUGUUGUUCUGCUGUGAGACUAAGCACCUUUUACUAGAUUUGUUUGUUACAUAUAUCAUUUAUUUUUAUCAGACAUAAUACUGUUUUGUCUGGCUAUGUAAAUAUUAACACUGUAUGCCUUUUUACAUUUCAUACGUUUUAUUUUUGUAAAUAAACAUGUAUGAAUCGAAUUCCGGUAUGCAAGAGUAUACAUACAGUACAGCAAUGUAUCAAUAUCUUAUAAUUACAGAAAAUACAUUGUUAAACACU
Messenger RNA from Dreissena polymorpha, 3222 nucleotides. Its product is annotated as thrombospondin type-1 domain-containing protein 4-like. Gene Ontology annotation, molecular function: metalloendopeptidase activity. The record is from RefSeq and is a predicted model, not a curated record. Gene Ontology annotation, biological process: extracellular matrix organization. Lineage: Eukaryota; Metazoa; Mollusca; Bivalvia; Myida; Dreissenidae. The coding region runs from base 381 to 2750 and encodes 789 amino acids. The transcript has 18 exons. Gene Ontology annotation, cellular component: extracellular matrix.